Sclerotinia trifoliorum is the source of this 2222-nucleotide messenger RNA. Lineage: Eukaryota; Fungi; Ascomycota; Leotiomycetes; Helotiales; Sclerotiniaceae. The record is from the annotation of a GenBank genome assembly.
UGAAUCUCGCAUUUCUCGCUUAGCUUUCGUGUAUAAGAUAGAUCAGUUCCGUGUCGCAUAGAAUACCUUUCAUGAAUUUUCCAACGCAUCAAGAUAUACCAUGGCGUUUGACUGCGACCGAGAAACUUUAUCGCAUCUUCACAACUAAGAAUCGAGGCUUACAGGAUCUUCCACUAAAAUCUAAAAUGUCGAACACAAGCGCACCAAAUAGUACCCAGCACACAUCUCAAGAUGACACUCCGAAAAUACCCAUUAAGACGUCCGAGAAUCUAAAAGUUGAUCAAUUUAAAAAGCCCAUCGGCGAGUUGAUCUGGGAGAAUAGAAUACUUCGCACUGCGAUCAAGGAAUUGGAGAUAGCUAACACGAAGGCUGGGGCUGAAAAAAGAUUAACUAAGACCAGGAUUAGCAUAUUCGAAAAAUUAGAUGCGAGUUAUUUUUUGCACCUCACUGAUGCUCAGACCAAACUUAGGAAAUCAUGGAUGGCACAAGGCACUGAGAUCAUCCGAAGUAGGCUGAAUUUUGAUGCUAGUGGCGCGGAUAUUCAUCGAGAUGUAAGUCAUUCCCGAUAUGUAUUUCAUCCACAGCGAUGUUAAUGGUCUUGAAUAGGUCUACGAAUGCUCAAUCAAGUCAUGGAGGGAUUCAUACACUAGACGGGACGAUAUAGAGAUAAUUAUUUCCUUGUUGGUAAUGACCCAUGAAACGGCAGGAAUGACGGCGGGCAUGCUGUCAGCAACAACGGACAAAGUAACUGCACUUGAGUCUGAGAUCACCGAACACAAAAAAAGGCUGAAGGUGCAAAAGGAUGUUGUUGCAAGCAUACAGGAAAGGGAAAAAGUCUUAUCAGCCGAAAUGAAGAGUAGGCAUGAAAAAGAACUGAAGGGACAGAAAGACGUAAUCGCAGGUUUGAAGGAAAAGGAAAGGAUCUUUGCGGCUGAGACAAAAGUUAAGUACGAGAAAAUGCUGGAGGAGCAACGCGAAAUUAUUGCCAAUCUCGAAGAGAAAGGGAAAUCGAUAUCUCACGCGAAUAGUAAGUACGAGGAGAAGCUAAAAGAACAAAGUAGCAUUAUCGCGAAACUAGAAAAAGAAAAAAUAGCAUCAGCAACCGAAAUGGAGGAAAUGCUUCGGGAACUAGCUGUUCACAGUGAAAUUUCCAUCAGCAUUUUAAACCGCAAGAGAGAGAUGAUGAAACCAUUCGAAAGUCGGAGCGAACAUGUGAUUGUAACAGGCAACAUCGCAGCACAUGGUGGAACGUAAGUCAAUACUACAAUAGCCUUUCAGCUCACAUGUUAACACUGAUCUAGUUGUCUUGCUGACGUCUUUCGAGUCAAGUCCAAUGCUGAUGUCGACGAUUCCCGAUGGUUCAAAGAGCGAUACGGCGUAUCUGUAGACAUUGUCGAAAGACAUGCAGGAAGCGCUGCAUUUGCAAAGCUUGUGAAUAUGCGAUAUGACAUGUGCAACUGCGGGCCCGGACAACGAAAGCUUUUCUUGGAAUUCGAAAAAGGAUUUCAGGAUUUACUGAUCGGAGAUCUGGAGAGAGACACAAAAAUAACUACAGAGGCAAUUGAUUGCUUUCUUCUCAAGAAUCAAAAGGCGAAGGAAACAUUUCAAAAGCUGUGUGGCAUCUGGGAUACCGCCACAGCCACACAAAGAAAACGGUUCCAAGAAAGCAGAGAUCCGUAAGUGCUUUGAUGUUCAUACUUUUAACAAAACUAACUGGUGAUAGGAUUAAAAGAUCGUUUUUUGGAGGAAGCGUAAAAUCUAAUACUUCCCAUCGGAGUGGAGAGACAUGGAGAAGAAGUAAGCUUGACAAUAUUGAGGAAUAUGGAAAAGACAUUCUCUCCUCUGCAAAGUACGCCAUGCCCUGGGGUAAACCCCGGGCUAAAUGGCAAGAUCCGAGAUAUGGGAAUUUCUAUAGGAAUCAAAGUUACGAAGCCCUACCACCAGGUGUCUAAAAGAUCUCUAAUCUAAGUGUUAUGAUAGCGUAAGAGGGAAUUUACGCGACGAGGGUUUUAUUUGUUUUUAUCUAUCCUUGAUCUUAGACAGCAAUUAAUGAAAUUUCCAAUUGUUUAAUUUACCAAAAUUUCUUUACAGUCCAUAAUCUCAUAGGUUAAUGAUCUUUUGCCACCUAAUACUUUCAAGAAUGAGUUGUUAACUCGUUAAUUUCUCUCAAUCUCAGAUGCAUACUCUGCAUCCGCUUGUCACAUUCCGUUCGUAUAUAUCAC